CGUGGAAAGAAACUAACUUUUACAAGUCUGGCGAGCUGCUCAAACAAGAGUCAGGAAGAGAGUAUAAAACCGACCCAAAGUAAAAUAAACCAGCUUAAAAUUCUAUGUUUAUAUUUAAACCGACGAAAGAGUGGAGAGCUCAGACCUGACUUUUUUUUUUUUUUUACUUUUUUAAAAACUUUACAAAGGGUUAAGGACUGCUUCACAACGCUCUCAAUAUGUCUGAGUUGUUCCCCACAACCAAUGCAGACUUAAGUGACGUUUUAUGCCAGGUAAAAUCUGUUUUAACAUGCAUGCUACUUGUUUCCUUUGUUGGAUGGCUGUUAUACUAUUAGCCUAUAUUUUUUGGGUGUUUGGGUGGAGGGGGGAAGCAGCGAAGUGUAUUUUAGGCUUUGUUCAACUUCAAAGAGAGGCUGGGGUGGUUCUUUUAAACCUAGAAUUGUAGGACCUCUUUUUGGUGAAGUUUAACAUUUUAGGCAAAAGUAGCCGAAGAUUGGCAUGUUUUCCAAAUCAACUGUUGUAUUCGGUUCGACUACUCUGGCCUAAGAGUUCAAAUUCACUUUGUAAUCUUGAGCAUUCACGUUUUUGUAAAUAACCAUGAGACCAUGUGGCUUAUUCACUAAACAGGGAGUUGCAAUUUGAAUUGUAGAUUUCUGGCUGAAAUGGUUUACCUGUGUCUAUAGUGAGUCAGAUACUUUUUUUUUUUUGCUUAACGUUUGCAGGUUUUUUUUUUUGUUUUUUUUUCAAUUCUCAAAAUUCAGUUUUUAGUGAGUAAUCUCCUGUGUUUUGAAGUGCAUUGUUUGAUCAUGGGUGUUUUUCAGGUUUUUAAAUAAUGCAGUCACACAUUCUCUUGUUUAUUGCCCAUUCCAUGUCUGUUUAACUUCUUAAUAUAAUAUAAUUUUCUUAACUUUUAAGUCAAAUGAAGAAUACAAAUUCUCAGUCUACCUUUUUUAUGUGGGUGUUUUUUUUAUUUAUUUAUUUUAUUUCCCAUAUCUAAAAUGUGUGACUUGAAUUGCUUUCUUUUUCUCAUUAACUUCUGGCAAAAGCCAUGACUUUUAGUUCUUUGUUCUGUCCUAUAUCAAACCAUGUGUAACUCUUGCUCACAAUGCAAAGACACUUAUGUAGUGCUGCGAGUGUUGGUGUCCUGUCUUAUUUUAAGGGACUUUCCAAACACCAUAACCACUAAAGCUUGCCACACUGGUUAUAGUGCCAGGAGUGCCCUACUACCUCCAGUUUAUGUAUUCAAACCGUCUUAAGGAUGGCUUGACCCCUUAGCUGUGGUGUGCCUGGUGUCGCUUCUCACCUCCACUACAGCAGGCCGAUAGCUCUCAUUGACUAGGCUUAGCUCAGAGUGUUCUUGUCACUCUAUAGGCUGUAAUGAAGAAGGGGAGCAGCGGUCUGUAGGUCAGAAUUCAAAUAAUUUUAAAAAUUGUUAAACUACAUACAUUUGAAGGGUGACAGGUGCUGUGCAACCACCAGCAUACUGUAGUGGUUAUGGUACUUGGAGCAUUCCUUUGAGAAAUUUUAUGGAGUGGUCAAAUAGCUAAUCUGAAGAACAUCCUCAAUAAUGGCAUGUCCUGAAACACAAAAUUUGUCACAAAUUUGAUCAAUUUCCUGUGUGGUGAUGAGCAUGGUUAAGUAAAUGUGUUAGUUGUAUGGGGGUUAUUGACUAAAGAAGGGAAAAUAAAUUAUUGGAGAAUAGAAAGUUUUUGUGUCCUAGACUUCUUGCAGCUUAAACAUUGUAUUUAUUUUCCUUCCCUUUACCACAGAGUAACAAAAUGAACCAUAUUGUAACGGAUCCUUUCGCUGCAAUAGAGCCUCUAAUGGACAGGAAAGCAGUAGGAACACCAGCUGUAGGCCGCAUUGCAAGGCGACAUUCGGUUGGAUUUCCUAGCCAUAAAUUCAACCCUAACCAACUUGUUGACCUUUCGGCAGGCAUCAUUGGCAACAAAGAAAACAAGUUCAGGGACCGCUCAUUCUCUGACAGUGGAGAGCGGGUAACCCAAAAGCCUAGUGGAUUGGUGAACUCAAGUCGCUACAAGACUGAAUUGUGUCGCCCUUUUGAGGAGAAUGGAUCGUGCAAGUACGGGGAAAAGUGUCAGUUUGCGCACGGUAUGCACGAACUGAGAAGCUUGACCAGACAUCAUAAGUACAAGACUGAGCUGUGCCGUACUUACCACACCAUUGGGUUUUGUCCUUAUGGACCACGCUGCCACUUCAUACAUAACGCAGAAGAACGGCGUUUGGUGGGUGCACAUGACAAGGUGCCAUUAUCUCCACCAACCUAUAAUCUAGGAAGACCAAAGUUCCAACACAGCUUUAGCUUUGCUGGUUUCCCUUCUACAUCUGGGCUACUGGACAGCCCUACCUGCUCUACAACUCCGCUGUUUUUUGGCACUGAUGACUUUGUUAGCUCUCCAACCUUGCCUGAUUAUGCCAGUAGCCCUUUCACCAGCCAGGAAAUACCAGUCUUGUUUGCACCUACCAUGGGAAUACAAAUUCCUUUGUGCAGUAUAAUUACUCCUGAGUCACCAACCUUUCUCCAGGAGUCCAUGUCGGAGACUCCACAGGAAUCUGAAGUGAACCAUCAAGAUUCCCUGUCUGACCAAGAAGGCUAUGUGAGCAGCUGUAGCAGUGGCUCUGAUUCUCCCAGCAUGGAUGCCUCUAAACGUCUUCCCAUCUUUAGCAGGCUGUCUGUAUCUGAUGACAUUUAGGGUCCUGCUAUACUAUGCUCUACCCCAUUUUUUUUCCUUGGGGAGGAAAAAAUGCCAUUAAUUCAAAACUAUGGAUGACUUUCCCACCAAAUAUCCACUUGCAAAGUCUUUCUUACCUUCUCUUGAAUAUGCCAGAAAGAUAUAUAUUUUUUUUAUUUUUAUUUUCAAUAAUGAAUAGUGCCUUUUUAUCUCAAUGUUCUGUUGGGUCUUUCUGACCUUUGCAUACUGUAUAUGCAAAAAAACAAAACAAACACUCUUGAAGUCCCUGUAAUGUCGUCAUUCCAAAGGUGCUUCAUACCAUGUCUUGGUAUUUGCUUUGGUACCAUUCAAGUUUUCACCUUUGUGAUCAUGUCUGGACUGCAGAGAAUUGACGCAUUCAAUAUUUAAGAUUCUGGGAUUAUCCUUUUAGAGGUGUGUAAGAGGCCAGUUGGACUUUGAAACAGACUUUUAGUUUUUGGUACUGAUUAGGAUAAUUUGAAAUGCAAGUUUUGUAGAAGGUCAUCUUAAUAUGUUCUGUUCCAUUAAUUGACAAAUGAGGUUGCUAAUAUCUUUAAUAUUUUUUUUUUAUUUUUUUUAAACAAGUACCUUCUAGGUGGUGUCCUAACUUUAUAGAGCAUCCUUUUUUUUUUUUUUUAAUUUUGUGUAGCAUUUAAAUGGGAGAGCAAUAAUUAUUUGCUUAUCAAUGCACAAGAAUAUGAACUUAUUUAAAUUAUCAAUUAUAUUUAUUGCUUAACAAUAUUAAUUUGUCAUAUUUAUCAGGAUGGCUGAUCCGUAGAAUAUACUUUUUAUGUUUAACUUAUGAUCUGUGCUCAUCUUAAGAUUUUAUUUUUUUCUCUUCCCCUGUUCCUUAACUUAAUAUACUAAGACUGACUUUGUAUUACAUUUUAUUUAAUACAACUGAAGAAAACUUUGGAUUUAACAUUGUUUUUGAUUUUUUUUUUUCUACAUGUAAAUUAUAUAAUUUUGAUUUAUUUUUUUUUCAAAUUUAUAUUUCUCUCCCGUUUUAGCUAUGGCCUGUGCCUUGUACUGUAAGACAGUAUAAGGCAAUAAGUUGGUCUAGUGUUUUGUAUAGCUCUGGGGGUUUAAUAGUGCCAAUUUUCAUAAAAUAUAUACACAAUUUUAUGAUCUAGUAACUUUGUUCCUUGUGAAGAAAACAGGCGCUUAAUAAAUGAA
Messenger RNA from Pelobates cultripes (western spadefoot toad), 3887 nucleotides. The record is from the annotation of a GenBank genome assembly. Lineage: Eukaryota; Metazoa; Chordata; Amphibia; Anura; Pelobatidae.